CCCGUCCACGAACCACCUACCCUUCCCUCUCAUCAGCUCCCCGGGCAGGUCGAGGGCCAUUCGCUCACUUUCAUUUCAAUUGGAUUUUGAUUUUUCUUCUUUCUGGCCAUUAUGGCCGAAUCACCCCUCGAUGUUCUCCUGAAGGGUAACUCCGGCAGAACCACUCGCGGUCUUCUGCGGUUUAUCAUUCUAGCUACUAUUGCCGCCGCCGCUGUGUCCAGUCGUCUGUUCAGUGUGAUCCGCUUUGAGAGCAUUAUCCACGAGUUCGACCCCUGGUUCAAUUUCCGAGCGACAAAAUACCUGGUCCAGCAUGGCUUCGAAAGCUUCUGGGAUUGGUUUGACGACCGAACCUGGCACCCUCUGGGACGUGUCACUGGUGGCACCCUAUACCCCGGUCUCAUGGUGACCAGCGGCGUGAUUUACCACGUUUUGCGGUUCCUCACCAUCCCUGUCGAUAUCCGUAACAUCUGUGUCCUGCUUGCCCCCGGAUUCUCUGGGCUGACUGCGCUGGCAAUGUAUUUCCUGACUUGCGAGAUGGCGACCUCUCCCUCUGCGGGUCUGCUUGCCGCUGCCUUCAUGGGAAUCGUCCCCGGCUACAUCUCUCGUUCCGUCGCAGGCAGCUAUGAUAACGAGGCCAUCGCUAUUUUCCUGCUGGUUUUCACCUUCUUCUUGUGGAUCAAGGCUGUCAAAAAUGGCUCCAUCAUGUGGGGUGCAUUGGCUGCAUUGUUCUACGGAUACAUGGUGUCUGCCUGGGGUGGAUAUGUCUUUAUCACCAACUUGAUCCCUCUGCACGUCUUUGUCCUUCUCUGCAUGGGCAGAUACAGCUCCCGCAUUUACAUCAGUUACACCACCUGGUAUGCUCUGGGAACUUUGGCUAGCAUGCAGAUUCCGUUUGUUGGGUUCCUGCCGAUCCGUAACAGUGACCAUAUGUCCGCACUCGGUGUCUUCGGUUUGAUCCAACUUGUGGCCUUUGCGGACUUUGUCCGUGGCUUCAUCCCGGGCAAGCACUUCCAGAGACUUCUGACGACCAUGAUCAUCGUUGUCUUUGGCGUUGCGUUCAUCGGACUCGUCGUCCUGACCGUGUCGGGAGUGAUCGCCCCCUGGAGCGGCCGUUUCUACUCCCUGUGGGAUACCGGCUACGCCAAGAUUCACAUCCCCAUCAUUGCGUCCGUCUCGGAGCACCAGCCCACUGCCUGGCCCGCCUUCUUCUUUGACCUGAACUUCCUGAUCUGGCUUUUCCCAGCAGGUGUUUACAUGUGCUUCCGGGAUCUCAAGGAUGAGCAUGUCUUCGUCAUCAUCUACUCGGUGCUUGCCAGCUACUUCGCCGGCGUCAUGGUCCGACUGAUGCUGACGCUGACCCCUAUUGUUUGUGUUGCUGCUGCCCUGGCCCUCUCCACCAUCCUCGACACCUAUGUCUUUGCUACCAACGGCCCCAACCCCCGCGCAAAGGCCAACGAGGACACGUCUUCCGAGGGUCUCCGUUCGGCCCGGAAGCCCGACGUUGGAAUCACCUCCUACCUUUCCAAGGCUGUCGUAACCUCCUCCGUGGUUGUUUACCUCCUUUUGUUCGUUGCGCACUGCACUUGGGUCACAUCGAACGCCUACUCCUCCCCGUCUGUGGUUCUGGCGAGCCGCAUGCCGGACGGAAGCCAGCACAUCAUCGACGACUACCGUGAGGCGUACUACUGGCUUCGCCAGAACACUGCCCACAACGCCAAGAUCAUGUCCUGGUGGGACUACGGCUACCAGAUCGGUGGCAUGGCGGACCGCCCGACUCUUGUUGACAACAACACGUGGAACAACACCCACAUUGCCACAGUUGGUAAGGCAAUGAGCUCGCGCGAGGAAGUCAGUUACCCCAUUCUCCGUCAGCACGAUGUUGAUUACGUGCUGGUGGUGUUUGGUGGGUUGCUGGGCUACUCGGGUGACGACAUCAAUAAGUUCCUGUGGAUGGUCCGAAUUGCCGAGGGUAUCUGGCCCGAUGAGGUGAAGGAGCGUGACUUCUUCACUGCCCGGGGCGAAUACCGGGUGGACGACGGGGCUACCCCGACGAUGCGCAACAGCUUGAUGUACAAAAUGUCCUACUACAACUUCAACUCGCUGUUCCAGCCUGGCCAGGCUGUUGACCGUGUCCGUGGAUCGCGACUCCCCGCGGAGGGACCUCAGCUGUCUACGCUGGAGGAGGCCUUCACCAGUGAGAACUGGAUUAUCCGUAUCUACAAGGUCAAGGAUCUGGACAACCUCGGCCGCGACCACAACACGGCGGUGGCCUUUGACAAGGGCAACAAGCGCAAGCGGGCCACAAAGCGGAAGGGCCCGCGUGUUCUGCGGACCGAGUAAAGGGUCCGUUGUCGAUAGCGAAUCGGGUGUAAAAUGAUCCUUUUCUUAGCCUGUCAAUUCCAUGUUCUUGUACUUGUCACAUCAUAUAGUCGAAGCAUAGAAAGAAUAUCUGUUAUCGG
This is a messenger RNA of Aspergillus sclerotioniger CBS 115572, 2459 nucleotides long. Its product is annotated as dolichyl-diphosphooligosaccharide--protein glycosyltransferase subunit STT3. The record is from RefSeq and is a predicted model, not a curated record. The transcript is spliced from 6 exons. NCBI's taxonomy places the organism in Eukaryota, Fungi, Ascomycota, Eurotiomycetes, Eurotiales, Aspergillaceae. Gene Ontology annotation, biological process: post-translational protein modification. The coding region runs from base 112 to 2340 and encodes 742 amino acids. Gene Ontology annotation, molecular function: dolichyl-diphosphooligosaccharide-protein glycotransferase activity. Gene Ontology annotation, cellular component: membrane.